Lotus japonicus is the source of this 3078-nucleotide messenger RNA. Its product is annotated as pentatricopeptide repeat-containing protein At2g33680. Gene Ontology annotation, molecular function: RNA binding; protein binding. Bases 90 to 2354 code for a protein of 754 amino acids. The record is from RefSeq and is a predicted model, not a curated record. NCBI's taxonomy places the organism in Eukaryota, Viridiplantae, Streptophyta, Magnoliopsida, Fabales, Fabaceae. Gene Ontology annotation, biological process: RNA modification. The transcript has 3 exons.
AUUAUAUAUGGGCAUGUGAAAAUUCAAUGGAAUAACACAUAGCAAUUUUAGUAUACUGAAUACUGAUUAGGAGAGUUUGUGAGUGAGUAAUGCUAAGGGCGAAGGUUUUUGACGAAGGCAUAGCCGUAGCAACAUCAUCGGCAGCAUCAUCAUCAUCAUCAUCAUCAUCAUCAUCGUCACGACAAAUAUUGACAGAACUCAUCAACCUCACAAACCUUAAAGACCUACGCAAAGGUCGAAAACUCCACGCUCACAUCCUCAAAAACGGUUCAUUCAUCUCCUCCACAUACCUCGCCAACACCCUCCUCAACUUCUACGCCAAGUGCGCUUCCCUCUCCGACGCCAACCUCCUCUUCCAAACCAUCGUCGGCCACCGCAUAGACGACGUCGUCUCAUGGAACUCCCUCAUCAACGCCUCACAACACCGCGCUCCUUCCUCCGCCAUCCACCUCUUUCAACGCAUGAUGCGCUCCCAUAACGCCCUCCCCAAUGCCCACACCUUCGCCGGCGUGUUCUCCGCCGCUUCUAGUCUCUCCGAUGUCGUUGCCGGCCGUCAGGCGCAUACCGUUGCAGUCAAAACCGCCUGCUCCGGUGAUGUGUUUGUUGGGAGCUCCAUGCUUAAUAUGUACUGCAAGACGGGUCUUGUCUCGGAAGCUCGCAAGCUGUUCGACAGAAUGCCGCAGAGGAAUACUGUUUCUUGGGCUACCAUGCUUUCUGGGUAUGCUUCUCUGGGGCUUGCUAAGGAGGCGAUCGAGCUCUUUGAACAAAUGCGUUGUGAAGAAGAGGAGGGUGAGAAUGAGUUCGUGCUCACCAGUAUUCUUAGUGCCUUGAAUAGAACUGAGUUUUUGGAUACUGGUAGACAAGUUCAUUCCCUUGCCAUGAAAAAUGGGUUGCUUUCUAUUGUUUCUGUUGCCAAUGCUCUUGUGACGUUGUAUGCGAAAUGUGGGAGCUUGGAUGAUGCGCUUAGGACUUUCGAAUUUUCGGGUAACAAGAAUUCGAUCACGUGGUCGGCCAUGGUUACUGGUUAUGCACAGAGUGGGGACUCGGAGAAAGCGUUGAGGCUGUUUCACAGUAUGCAUUGCUCUGGUGUGUUGCCUAGUGAGUUUACUCUUGUUGGGGUGAUCAAUGCUUGCAGCGACCUUUGUGCUAUUGUGGAAGGGAGACAGAUGCAUGGUUAUUCCUUGAAGUUGGGGUUUGGAUUGCAAUUGUAUGUUUUAUCAUCAUUGGUGGACAUGUAUGCAAAAUGUGGUAGCUUAGCGGAUGCUCGGAGGGGUUUUGAGUAUGUACAACAACCUGAUGUUGUUUUGUGGACUUCUAUCAUAACCGGGUAUGUACAGAAUGGGGAUUUUGAAGGUGCUCUAAAUCUGUACGGCAAAAUGCAGAUCGAGAGAAUUAUCCCCAAUGAGCUAACUAUGGCUAGUGUCCUUAAAGCUUGUUCCAGCCUAGCUGCUUUAGAUCAGGGAAAGCAAAUGCACGCCGGGAUUGUUAAGUACGGUUUCAACUUAGAAGUUCCCGUUGGAAGUGCACUUUCUGCUAUGUAUGCUAAAUGUGGAAGUUUGGAUGACGGUUAUCUUAUUUUUUGGAGGAUGCCUACCAGGGAUGUAAUUUCCUGGAAUGCAAUGAUAUCUGGUCUUUCUCAGAAUGGUCAUGGUAACAAAGCCUUGGAACUGUUUGACAAGAUGUUGUUGGAGGGAACAAAGCCUGAUACUGUCACAUUCGUGAAUCUUCUCUCCGCUUGUAGUCAUAUGGGACUGGUAGACAGAGGCUGGGAUUAUUUCAAGAUGAUGUCUGAUGAGUUUGACAUUACUCCAACAGUAGAGCAUUAUGCUUGCAUGGUUGAUAUCCUGAGCCGUGCCGGUAAGCUCAAUGAAGCUAAAGAGUUCAUUGAAUCAGCAGAAGUUGAUCAUGGUCUAUGUUUGUGGCGCAUAUUAUUAGGGGGCUGUAGGAACCAUCACAAUUAUGAUAUUGGUGCUUAUGCUGGUGAGAAACUAAUGGAGUUAGGCUCACCAGAAUCAUCUGCUUAUGUAUUGUUAUCAAGUAUAUAUACAGCCUUAGGUCAGUGGGAAGACGUAGAGCGUGUAAGGAGAAUGAUGAAAGCUCGAGGGGUAGCUAAAGAACCUGGUUGUAGUUGGAUUGAGUUGAAGAGUUUGGUUCAUGUAUUUGUUGUUGGAGACAGUAUGCACCCACAAAUUGAUGAAAUACGGUCAGAACUAAGGUUGUUAACCAAAUUGAUGAAAGAUGAAGGAUACCAACCCCAUUUGGAUUCAUUGCCUGAAAGUGAAACUACAGGAGAUGAUUUGGGAGACCAAGAAGGCAGCCACGAGAUACAACUUAGAGUUUGUGGUGGCGUUUAGCAAUAAUGGGGAGACGAUCCACGCAUGCACAAUGAUGCCAUUUCCCCAGAGUGUUACACUAAGUGUAGCAGUGUUGCUAUCUUAUAUUUUUUUGCUGGCUAAUUAGCUAUGAGAGGAUUGCCACCCAUCAAGAAGGAAUGUUUCAAAAUCUAGCCAGCAGCCAAAAUAUUCAAGCUGUGAUGGACAUGUGCAUGCGAGUUCAUUAGUCAUGCUGUUUUUGGGUUUGAUACCGGCAUGAAUCAUGAUCAGUAUCCAAACAGUGGUCAGAAGUCAUUUAAUCCGCUUGUCCCAGUGAGAGGGAGUGGACAACCAGCUAACAAUUAUAUGUACUUGCUUGAAUUCCGAUUAGUAUUGCGUUUGACUCAUUUGCACUUCAGAGUUCAGACAACCUUGUGUGUUCGCAACAUCUUAGACUCCAAGGUGUUCUUUUGGGUUGCAGCCUCAAGAUGACAAGGGGUAGUUGCACCAUCAUAGACCAUAACAUCAUAAGACGUAAGACACAGGGAAAACUUCUGGAAGUCAAUGAUUCAAUGGCAUGGACAGAGUUCCAGAAGUACACAUGAAUUGGUUAGACAAAGCUAAAAUUGGGUUCCUUGACUUUCAAAUUGCUAGGUUUAAAUAUCAAGUUACUGAAUGAAGGAAAUAUUCAUUUUGCGAAAGUCUACUACAUUGUUUGAAUCCAUGGAUCAUUAUUUUAUUUAUUUUCAAUAUUCACUUGCUGUCU